Molecule: messenger RNA, 423 nt
Organism: Dicrocoelium dendriticum
Lineage: Eukaryota; Metazoa; Platyhelminthes; Trematoda; Plagiorchiida; Dicrocoeliidae
Source: the annotation of a GenBank genome assembly
AUGCACCUCCUACUUUCUGCGUUGCAUGUAGGUUCCCAGGCUGAAAAAGCUGCUCUCGACAUUUGCGCUGUGUAUGGAGUUGCUGCCAUAACUGAAAGAAUUGCUCGUGAUUGCUAUGAUAAGUUCAGAAAUGGAACCUUUGCCCUCAAAGUCGCAUCUCGUUCUGGACGUCCAGAGGAGUUCGAUGAAGAGCGAUUAAAGCAACAUUUGUAUGAAAAUUGGCGUCAAACGACUAGGGAACUGGCAGAGACUGCUGAAGGCUUCCGCGCUGCUAUAGAGAAAUAUUUUCAGUCAAUGAGAAAUGUCCGGAAGUGUGGAGGAUCUGUUUCGCAGGCUAUAGCUGACAACAACAGGAAUCUAAAAGACACAAUCGCCGCUGGUUUGCUUCUUCGUCCUUGUUCACCUCAUGGACGGAAGAAAUGA